Molecule: messenger RNA, 7152 nt
Organism: Chara braunii
Lineage: Eukaryota; Viridiplantae; Streptophyta; Charophyceae; Charales; Characeae
Source: the annotation of a GenBank genome assembly
GGAGGGGGAGGAAAUGGGGGAUACUCUUGAUGAAGUGGGGGGAAGUAAUCAAGAGCUUCUUCGCCGAGUUCGACGAAGUGAGUGAUACGAUGGGCACGGGGCAACCGAUGAUUGGGCCGGUGAAGGGAGGCGAGAUAUUCAGCAUACAGGGUGGGGAGCGUGUGCAUGGUAUUGUCUCACAGGGACUCGUAAUCUUCCACAACGGGGAAGGUCCCGGAGAUGAUGCAAUACAAUUUCAUGUGGUUGUAUUGCCUCCAUGCAACGUUGAAGAGGAGGAUGUUGAGGGGAAAGACGGGGGUAUUGCGAGAGUGGACUUUGUAGAGCAGGCGAACAGCACAGUGCCGGUAGAAGAGUUGGUUGGAAAAGAUGCUUUAGUCGGUGGGGAACUCAAGGUGGGGGAGGCUACGUCAGCAGACCACGUCAGCAGGACACGUCAGCAGCAAGGGAUACCACAUCAACAGGCCCCCGCCCGGUCUAUGCUGUUGCGAUCUCAAACAGCAGUCAUGGACCAGAGGCCCGGGGAAGCAGACGAGGCCUAUCAGGCCCGCAUGCUGUCCUGGAGUACCGAGACAAAGAAACGGGCAGAUGACGCUGCAGCAGCGGCGAAGAAGAAGGCCGAGGAUGCCGAGCAGGCACGUCUACUGGCUCUUGAACAACAGCGCCAGCAUGACGAGGCAGCAACAAGGGCUGCCGAUGAAGAAAGGAACCAGCGUCGCGAGAAGAUAUUUAUCGGAGAGCGGGCGUUACUGACAAUGGCAGCGGAAUGGCGAACCGAAGCGGAGGAUGGCAAGUUGGAGGAUAACGCAAACAAGAUCACGCUCCUCCUCUCGCACCUCACAGAUGUCCUUGCAACCUGCAUUACACAACAGGCGGAGAUUCUCGGUCUCGACACCUCGCUAGCUCACGUCCAAGACCGCCUUCAGCGGUUGGAGCAACGACCAGUCGCCGCCGCCGACACAAGCUCUUCCAACACUGCCGACCGCCUCAGUGCAUUGGAGAUGGACGUCGGCUCACUCAAGGAUGGCGUGCAAUUACAGCAGACCGCGACGCAACAGUUGCAACAGCGGAUCUGCACUACCGCCACCACCUCGAGUUCAGAACCUCGCAAGACAAAUCCAAAGUCUGACGGGCAGGAGAUCUUCUGCGACUCAAUGAAGACAGAUCCGAUUCCAUGGUUUCGCAAGUUCGAGCUCACGUUGCAGCUCCACAACGUCAAGGAACUCAAGCACCACGCAUACUUGUACUCUCGCUCAGGGGGCGCGUGUCAGGCUUGGUUGGACAACUUGUUGUCCAAGUACGGAGUGGUAGCCAACGACUUGCACACCAAGAUCAGUUGGGAUGAUCUGAAGGCGGCGUGGCAUAAGCGGUUCCAGGUGGAGCCGCCGGAGAUCAAGGCCAUGGACAAGCUCAUGAUCUUCGAGCAAGGCGCUUUGCCGAGUACGGACUGGAUGGCCGAGUACGAACGCUUGACGUCAGUCCCAGACAUCCAGAUGGGCUUCAAAGCCAUCCGCCAUUACUUCAUCUCAAGGUCAUGUCCGACAUUAAGCAAUGCCCUGACACAUGUUGAGGACACCUUGACGACGACGGCGGCAUUGUUUGACAAGGCCGCACAAAUCAUCAUGACGAACAAGGAGGCCAAGAACCUUCGUUCAUCUGCGUCAGGCCCGAGCAGGGACCAGCAUCGACCAAGAGUGGCCGUGGUCGCAGCGGCAACGCCGUUUGACCAAUCCAGCGAGGCUGUGUCUGCUAGUGAAGGGGACAGACUCGCAGCCGCCCGGGAAGGUGGCCGCCCUGGCAGAGGCCGAGGACGCGGCAAGACGAAGACACACACCGCAUCUAGCCCCGGGCCCGGUGCAGCAGCUCAGGGCAUCAGUCCGCUAUCGGACAAGAUUCAGGCCGUCCAAGAGUGGCCGGAGCCUCGGAACGUCACAGAUGUCCGCUCGUUCCUCGGUCUCGCCGGCUACUAUCAGCGCUUCAUCAAAGGCUACUCGAAGAUCGCGGCCCACUUGAACAAGCUUCAAUGCGAGGAUCGACCGUUUGACUUCGGAGCGGAGGCACGGGGAUCAUUCUUCGCUCUCAAAGCCGCGCUAUUGUCUGCGGAGGUCUUGCGGAUAUACGACCCGCUCUUGCCUACGCGCGUCACUACGGAUGCGUCAGGCUAUGACAUUGGUGCAGUCCUCGAGCAACAUGACGGUGUGGACUGGCACCCAGUCGAAUACUUCAGCAAGAAAGUGCCCAUCGUGCAUUCCAUUGAUGAUGCACGCAAGAAGGAGCUCCUCGCCUUCGUCCAUGCGUUCAAGCGAUGGCGGCACUUCCUCCUUGGUCGAAGCCAAUUUCGUUGGGUAACGGACAACAAUCUGUUGGUCUUUUACAAGACCCAAGACACCGUCAACAGCACCAUCGCUCGAUGGAUGACUUUCAUCGACCAGUUCGACUUCUUUCCCGAUCACAUUCCCGUGAAGUCGAACCGUUUUGCGGAUGCUCUUUCAGGGCGUCCGAAUCAUUGUACCGCGGUCUACUCAACCUUCGAGAUCGACGACGACCUGCGGAACAGUUUCAUCCGCGGUUACCAAGCCGACCCCGAGUUUCGCGACAAGUACGGGAAUUGCUCCUCUCCUAAUCCGGCUCCUUCUCGCUACUGGAUCCAAGAGGGGUACUUGUCCACACGCGGGGGAAGGACCUUCUUUGCGUACCAAGUGAUCCUCACUUGCGUACACGACUUCUUGGCGAGUUCCACGGUGCUCCCGCCACCGGACACUUUGGAGUCAAUCGCACGAUUGGCCGACUUCGCCAGCGAUUUUGGUGGCCCGGCCUUCUCGGCGACGUCACGCGCUAUUGCGAGUCAUGCGAGGUCGAAGCUUUUCGAUUUCUUGGUGGCUGCACGAACUAAUCGGCCGUCGCUCGCACAGGUAGCGUGCGACGCGCCGAGCGGCCACAGAUCGAUCCCGGCGUAUUGUAGGUCCAGGUCCGGAUCGUCGCUCAAGAUGUUGAGAGAUUGGCAGCGGUCCGGAUCUGAACCUCGUGUGAAAGGGAACAGCAGCAGCAGCAGGAUGGGAAAUCGUCGGAAGGGAGUGAUUGGAGGAAGACGUAUGCAUAGGCUUUCGGUGGGAGGAGCCAUGGCUGCUGCUGCUGUGACGAGCAGUGGUCUUGGCGAUGGUGAAGCUCCUCGUUGUAGUGGCUAUGGUGGCUAUGACGGAGAUGGGAGCGGUUCGCUGUCCGCUUGGCGAUUUGCGGCGGCGAUGGCGAUAUCAAAGUACACUCUUUUCUUGCACUUGAUGAUGAUAAUUUUGAUCCUGUUCUCAUUGGCUUGUCCUUCUGUUGCCGUCAACACUUACAGCAAACUGUAUGCCAAAGGCGGGCGAUCUUUCUCAAUACUCAGUAGUGAUACGUUGGAUGUGGUGUGGGACAGCGGCGACGCUUUCGAGGCCAACAUUUCUGCCCUUAAUCCGAGCUAUUUCAACUCUAGAGGUUUUACGAAAGAGGAGUACGAUACGGUGCUUCAUCGGAGGAUAAUUAACCAAAAUGCAAGCAUCAACGCCGGUCUGUUAGAGCAGUUCAGUGCGGGGAUAUUUGACUCCAUGAGUACUGAAAUGGGAUGUCAACCCAGGGCUUUAGCGUUUGGACUAAUUAAUCAAGAGAAGGAUAGGUUUCUGUUUAUCGCAUUGAAGAAUCCCUCAGGAAUAAUGGUUUACAAUCUCACGAAUGCGACAGCGCCAGUGUUCAAGUCUUGGACAAAAUUUGCUGUUCAAGAUCUUGAACCUGAAGCAUUGUAUUUCACAGCGGCUGGAGAGUUUGGAGAGUUCUCUAGCAGCGCGUAUCUGUACGUGACCUGUGGGUUUAGCGCCAGUCUGCUAGUGUAUCAGGUCAACGCGGAUGGAGGGUUGACUAUGGUAACGCGCUUCGAUGGGACUGUAGGAAGUGAUGGAGUGCCAUUUGGCGCCAGGCUAAUCAACGGUUUGCCCUCCUAUUCCUCCAUAGCUUAUAUUCCCGCCAGCAGCUCGAUGCUUGGCGCGCCCUUGCUUCUUGUAGGGAAUCAGUUCGGUAGGAGGAUGGAGGUGUUCCUCAUCAACAGCACGGCAGCGGGGACAUCCUUGACUCUUCAGCGCUUGGGCGCAGUAAACUAUUCUUCGGGUAUUGCCGAGCCUGGGUCCACUGUUCCGGUGUUCACACCUGGGUUUCCAUCUGACAUCUACGUGCAGGGGAAUCUCCUUGCCGUGACUAUAGUUCCGUACGAUCCGUUAGAUGUGACGCGCAGCGUCGAGGUUCAGGCCGAAGUCAUUCCUGGGGUCGUCAUGUUCUAUCAGAUCAAACAAGAUGGGCUACAACCGUUCAAAUUCUUAGGCUUUAGUAGCACGGGCUAUUGGCCGAAGAAGAUCGUGUUUGCCGGGUCGCGGUUCUUGGUGGUUAAUUACGCCAAGUAUGCACCAAUCAACAGAGGCCUGGAGAAUGUGGAUCUGCCAGGUGGCGUGACGGAAAUCACAGUGUCUUCGGAUCUUUCCAGCCUGGCCGGUGCUUUGCAGGCUGUGUCUGCCCAAGGCAACAACAACGUUUCAAGCCUCGCCAUUAACCUCGUGUUCGACAAGGUCAUCCUGGACGAUGAGAUCGAGCUCCCUGGAACCGGAAGGUUGGCAACGGAUCCGCAGCCAGUGGACAUCGCGUACUCUAACAACUCGGAGAUAGCCUACGUCUUGCUCAGAAGCAGCAACGCCAUAGCCAAGCUCAACGUGACUGCGAUGGAAUUUGUGUCCGUCCACUGGCUUGGAGCGAAGAACUACUCUUCUGUGCGAAUCGACGCGAGUUCAAAGGACGGCGGGAUCAACAUGCGCACGUUCAGCGGUCUGUUCGGGCUGUACAUGCCCAGCAGCAUGAAGGUUCUCCCCGCCUUCCCAGGCUAUGGCGACGAGGAGUACAUCAUCACCGUCAACGAGGGCGACGACACGGCGGUCCCCGGGGGGGGAGUUACUGUGAAAGAGCUCGAUCUCGAUGCUCAGGCCUUCCCGACAGCUGACGAUUACAAGAACCCUGCCAAUCUUGGGGAUCUCAAGGUUGUACUGUGGAAGGGGCUCACAUCGCAGGUGCACACUCAACUGUAUCACAACCUAACGAGGACGGCAGAGACGCUGUGCAACACGUACUCCUACUUCCAGUUUGACGUAAACUCGAGCCAGAUCUGCAUGGACAUGAGAGUGCAGUUGGCUGCCAUGCAAGGUACUCCGGACAUUUAUGUGAGCAGACUUCCGGCUGUUAAUCCGGAAAUUUACGAUCUGACGUGGUCCAACUACGAGUCCACGUCGGACAAUGUCGAGGACUUUGUCAUCAGCCACCUGGACCCGGAGUUUGUACCCGGGACGUACUACUUCGGAGUGUACGCGUACUGCGAAGACGUCAGGAAAGAGGCCGCCAUCUACAACAUCACCGUCACCUUGGAGAAUCCGACUAGCAUGACUGGCUCGACCAACGAUCUUCUCAGCAGUCCUGUCAUCAACAUCCCUACGCCUGUUGGUUUUAUGCACUACUACAGCUUCUGCAUCAAUUACCCUUGUGCUCCAAUCACUGUCAAUGUGAGUGAUUGCCAACCUGGCGUCAACUUUUGUCCGGAGGUGUUGGUGUCCACCAGUGUCAUGAGGCCGGAGGUUGAAGAUUACACGUGGAAGACGAUGGGAGGACAGCGGUCAGUGACUAUCGGUCUGGAGGAUCCUUAUAAUGAGGGCGGGGUGUUUUACGUCGGCGUCUUGAGUCGGUGUGUCGAUCCCGAUCCUGCCAACUGCGCCGUCGCGUCUGCUCAAUCCGUCUACAAUCUCUCCGUGAGCUACGAUUCCACACCGCCUCCGUUGUGUCCACCGAAACGGGGCCUCGUUACCAAGCCUUCAGCCGGGACCAUGGUUCUGGCAGCAGAGGUCCCGGCCAAUCAAUCAACCAACUGCGGGGAGCUCAACUACUUCGCCAUCAAAGUUGACGAUCCUUGCUUCGAUCUCGUGAUCGAGGCCACACCAGCGUGUCCGACAUGCGGUUUGCCGCGAAUCUACGUGUCCAAAGAUUACAUUGACAUGCCCACAGCCCUCGACCGCACCUGGGCAAGCAGUCAAUCAGACGGUAAGUCGAGUGUGGUAGUGUCGGCUUUCGACAGGGAUUUCACCAUUGGCUGGUUCUUCAUUGGUGUGCAUGGAGAUUGCUCCGUGCCGAGCAGCUCGCCGCCGGUGGGUACGACUCCUCUCACGGCCACCACAUACUCCAUCGUCGCGACGUUCUCAUCCAGCCACGUGUACAGGUGGCCCAAUGUUACCAGCGUCGACAUGAUGAACAAGAUGAUCAUUAAUCAGUACGUCAGCGAGCCCAAUGGCUACCAUUACUAUCACUUCUGUGUAAGUAACAAGACGCUUGGCGAUGUCGUGGUCAUGCUUGCUAAUUGUGUUUCCCCGAUGGAUUGCCCGGAGACGUACUGGUGGCCGGAGAUGUUAGUUUCUAAGUCUAGAUGGGCCCCGACUGUAAGCGACCGGGCGUGGAGACUAGCGCAGCUGAAGCGCAACAACAUUACCCUGAGGGUUCACGAUCCCAACACUCGCCAAGAGGGGGGGCACUACUUUGUAGGGGUCUAUGCUUGGUGUAAUAAGGAUUGCAACCUGUCCCAGUCCUUGGCGGGAGACUCUUGCGCGCCGUGCCCGAACAUCCUCAAUAGUCCUUAUAACCUGUCGGUGCAGCAGGGGGCUACGCCUCUCGAGAUCGUGCAGCCCGUCCUGGAAGUCUCCCAGCUUCAAGGCAAUAGCACUGUGCCCAAUGUCAUGAUGGCGAAAUCUGGAGCAACCGUCGAAUUUUCGGCCGGGGAUUGGUGGGGGAUGUCGUUCCGCAUUGUGCUCGCUACAGCCGUGACCUCCUUCUUUGCUCUGUUGCGGUUGCUGUAAUCAUAUUCUGCUAACCUUCAACAGUUAGUUAGUAAGAGCUUUUGAUUGAACGUCAUGCAGCCAUUAAUUAGUAGAGGGCUUGAUCAGGGCAGGCAGGGCAUAUACUCACUCCCUAUCUGUCUAUCUGUCUAUAUCGGUAUAGUCGACUCCAUUUGCACCUGUUCCAUCUCCCGCCUCCCGCCUCCUCCAACAUGACUAUCUGUCUAUGUGUCUAUUUGCACCUGCCACCUUCUGCCUCCGACCUUCUCCAAUG